UGUGGACAGAGGGAGAGCGCGAGCGUGUUUGAGCGUCUUCCUGCAGGUGGACAUGCUGAGUCCGCGCGUAAAGACGCACUGAAGACGGACUGAGACAAGCUUUCACGCGUUUUUUUUCUCGACCACCGAGAGCAGCAGCCGAAGAUGUUGGCGAGGAAGAGCAUCAUCCCGGAGGAAUUCGGUCUGCCGGGCCUCGCCUCCCGCCUGCCGCGCAAGCCGGUGUUCAGGGACCGCGUGAACAAGGCGCGCUUCAUCGCCAAGAACGGCUCGUGCAACCUCGCUCAGAAGAACAUCCGCGAGCAAGGCAGAUUCCUGCAGGACGUCUUCACCACGCUGGUCGACCUCAAAUGGCGCUUCACGCUGGUCAUCUUCACCACGACGUUUGUCAGCAGUUGGCUGCUGUUCGCCAUGAGCUGGUGGCUGGUGGCGUUUGCGAACGGAGACCUGGGCCCGACGGAGCGGAACGGGACCGUGUGCGUCACCGAUGUCAAAUCGUUCACCUCAGCCUUCCUGUUCUCCAUCGAGGUUCAGGUGACCAUUGGCUUCGGAGGACGUAUGAUAACAGAGCAGUGUCCCACUGCCAUCACUGUCCUCAUCCUGCAGAACAUAGUGGGACUCAUCAUCAAUGCUGUCAUGCUGGGUUGUAUCUUUAUGAAAACGGCUCAGUCGAACCGCCGAGCAGAGACGUUGAUCUUCAGUCGUCACGCCGUGAUCGCUGUCAGAAACAACCGUCUGUGUUUCAUGAUUCGCAUCGGGGAUCUGAGAAAGAGCAUGAUUAUAGGAGCCAUUGUCAGGUUACAGGUGGUGAGGAAGACAACCACACCAGAGGGGGAAGUGAUCCCCAUCCAUCAGAUCGACGUCCAGACAGAGAGCGCGGUGGCCAGCAACAGCCUGUUCCUCCUCGCUCCGCUCAUCAUCUGCCACAUCAUCGACAAAAACAGCCCGCUGUACGACCUGUCGGCCAUGGAGCUGCAGUGCAGCGACCUGGAGGUGAUCGUCAUCCUGGAGGGAGUGGUGGAGACGACGGGGAUCACCACGCAGGCCCGGACCUCCUACAUCUCAGAGGAGAUCCAGUGGGGUCACCGCUUCGUUCCCAUAGUAACGGAGGAGGAGGGCGUGUACUCUGUGGACUACUCCAAGUUUGGCAACACGGUCAAGGUGGCGACACCGCUGUGCAGCGCCAGAGAACUGGACGAGAAGCCAUCCAUCUUAAUUCAAACUCUCCAGAAGAGCGAACUGUCGCACCAGAACUCGCUGAGGAAGCGUAACUCCAUGAGACGCAACAACUCCAUGCGUAAAGGCACAGGAAGCAGCGGCAGCCUGCGCAGGAACAACUCAGGGCUCGCCGCGCCCAAAGUCCAGUUCUUCGCCCCUGCCGAUGGAGGCCAGAACCUGAACGCCGUCACCUGACAUGAGGCCUGCCUCCUGCUGGCUGCCCUGCUCCUCUUGGUGGGACGGAGGAUUGUGGGUGUCGGUGUGUCUCCUGCCCUGAUGGGACUCGUUCUUUUUCUGUUCCCUGCCUUAUCUCGACUUGUCUCCCAACACGUUUACUGCUAAUGUUACUCCAUGGUUACGUGCAUGGAGUGAUCUAGUCCCGUUUCUGAUUGAAGUGUUCAGAUCACGGAUCCCUGCAGUUCAGCUUCACUGUUAAACCAGCAAACACAACAUUUCUCUGCACCUGUAGAAGCUCACAAAGUCUCCCACAGUCACAUGCAGGUGAUAUUUCCUCAAAGCAGAGUCGACUAAAUUCUUUUCAUUUACACCUAAAAACACAACAAAUUCCCCUCAGAGUUUUACAAUCUGUACAACAUGCAGCACUUUGUUUUUUUUUUUUUCUGAAACUCUCAGUUCAGAUAAAGAAAAGUAUCUGCCUCUUCUGGAUGGAAGUGCAGCAUGUUAGCCCUCAUCCAUCCACCCAUCCAUUUUCUAUACUGCUUUAUCUGUACGGGCGAGAGGCGGGGUACGCCCUGGACUGGUCGCCAGUCAAUCGCAGCGUAUUCCAAAAAAACAAAAAGAAAAAAAAAAUCGAUCUUUGGAAAUUAAAUAAUCGACUCAUGGGGUUAUGUGAGCCUUACUCUGCUCUUGGUCUCAGUUUUACUGAGGCAGGUUAUCUGAACGUUAUCAGCAUGUACAGUAAAUGAAGCCAGUGUUACACCACAGUUUUCAUUACAUUUUACAAAACUAUUGCACCUCAGGUGCUUCAUUAUUAAAGCAAUAAAUACAAACGGUUGUUACGCCUGUUUUACCAUCUUGGAGGGAGAUGUACAUCUGAAGUAAUAUUAAGUCACAGUUAAACUACCAGUAGUGAUGAUCAGUCACUGGACAUUUGUAUUUUUCACUUUGGUUUUGUGAUUUGUGGUGUUCGAGAAUAAAUUCACUCACUUCAGUAGUUUUUUUUUUUUUUCAACAAACCAAUUUCUAA
Molecule: messenger RNA, 2422 nt
Organism: Toxotes jaculatrix (banded archerfish)
Lineage: Eukaryota; Metazoa; Chordata; Actinopteri; Toxotidae
Gene: kcnj8
Product: potassium inwardly rectifying channel subfamily J member 8
Exons: 6
Coding region: 145-1410 (421 amino acids)
Biological process (GO): potassium ion import across plasma membrane; regulation of monoatomic ion transmembrane transport
Cellular component (GO): plasma membrane
Molecular function (GO): ATP-activated inward rectifier potassium channel activity
Source: RefSeq, a predicted model, not a curated record